Molecule: messenger RNA, 2428 nt
Organism: Syzygium oleosum
Lineage: Eukaryota; Viridiplantae; Streptophyta; Magnoliopsida; Myrtales; Myrtaceae
Product: cysteine-rich receptor-like protein kinase 15
Exons: 7
Coding region: 188-2176 (662 amino acids)
Biological process (GO): protein phosphorylation
Molecular function (GO): protein kinase activity; ATP binding
Source: RefSeq, a predicted model, not a curated record
UACACAAAUCCGUUUCGUAACCACUAUUUUGUGGGGUGGGUUUGUUUCAUUUCUUACAAAUGUCAGUCUCAGAUACCAAAUAAAUAAUGAAGCGUGAAGGAUGUGCUUUCUUCCGGAAUCCUGCUGAUGGCUUGCAUCAGUGACUCCGUGGAGAGGUGAUUACUCAGAAUUGGAGUGCACUAAAGAAAUGAUCACCUUGUUUCGUUCUCAGGUGGUCUCAAGAACCAUCCUACAGCUCUUUUUUCAUUGUCUUCUUCAUGGAUUUCACAACCCGGUUCUGGCUGAUAUCCCCGAAAAGCACUGCCCCGACAACAGUUCAAAUGCCACAAACAGUGCAUAUCGGGGCAACCUCCAGGAGCUCACUUCUUGGAUGAUAAAGAACGCUUCUUCCUCCAAGUUCUUCGAGGACUCGUCCGGGAACUCCCCAAAUAAAGUUUAUGGUCAAUACAUGUGCCUCAACUAUGUCCCCAAUUCAACAUGCCGAAGUUGCAUAGUCAAGGGAUCAGAAGACAUCCUGGAGCUUUGUCCAAACAAGAUGGAAGCCGUCGUUUGGGAGGAUUCUUGCCAGUUGCGUAUAUCCGACCAAAAAUUUUUCGGCCGUCUGUUUGAAAUAUACAAACAUCAGUUCAAUCCGAAAAAUAUAUCCGACCCUGGCAAGUUCGGGUCAGUGGUGGAUGAAACUUUAAGUUUUCUUGCCCGGAAAGCAGUUCUUGAGUCUCCAGGGACUUACUAUGCUACUAAGGAAAAGGAAUUUGAAUUGGGCACGAACCAGACUUUAUAUGCUCUUGUUCAGUGCACUCAGAACUUAACAGCAGAUGAUUGUCGCAAGUGCCUCCAAGAAGCAACAAGACAUGUGAAAGAUUGCUGCUAUUUUUCGCUCGGAGCAAGAGUUCUAAGUCCGAGUUGCUACUUGCGAUAUGAGUUAUAUGAUUUCUAUGGAACAAACGAGCCGGUGAAGAAGUCUGCAGGGAAAAAGUGGCUGAUCAAAGUUCUCACAAUUUCAUUGCUCUGCUUGGCGGCAAUCAGUUUGUGCUCCUGGAUUUUCUUCAUCGUCAUCAAAAGGAAGAAAGACCUCGCAGAUAAACAGGAUCAACCUCUGGUUACUGGUGAUUCUGCUCAUGGUAUUCUUCCAUUGCGAUACAUCCCAGGAAAUACUCUGACUGAAAUUCAAGAUCAUCCAUAUUUUGAUAUGAGAUGCAUACUUGCGGCUACUGACAACUUCUCAGAUACACUAAAACUAGGACAAGGUGGAUUCGGUCCAGUUUACAAGGGUAUUUUAUGGGAUGGGAGAGAAGUUGCGGUGAAGAGGCUAGAGAGCUGGUCAGAGAAGGGUUCCGAAGAAUUCAGAAACGAAGUCCUGCUCAUAAUGAAACUUCAACAUAAAAAUCUGGUCCGGCUUCUUGGAUUUUGUGCAGAACGAGAGGAGAAGUUGCUUGUCUAUGAGUAUAUGCCAAAUAGAAGUCUUGAUGUCUUUCUCUUCGACGCGCAGAGAAGGAUCGAGCUGAGUUGGAGCAGACGUCUGAACAUAAUCAUCGGCGUCGCUCGAGGUCUGCUAUAUCUUCAUGAGGAUUCUCGUCAAAGAAUCAUCUACAGAGACCUCAAAGCAAGCAAUGUGUUAUUGGAUUGCGACAUGAACCCAAAAAUCUCGGACUUUGGACUGGCAAGGAUCUUUGCAGGAACAGAAAAUGAAGCAAAUACUGCUACACUAGUUGGAACCUAUGGUUACAUGGCGCCGGAGUAUGCAAUGGAGGGGUUAUAUUCCAUAAAAUCGGAUGUCUACAGCUUUGGAGUUCUCCUGCUUGAGAUAAUAACAGGGGAGAGAAAUGCCGGCUUUUGGCAGUCAAGACGUGCCUCGAGUCUGCUAGCCUAUGCAUGGCAGUUAUGGAAUGAAGGAAGAGCAAUGGAGUUGAUGGAUCCAUUGCUCCACAACGAGUGUUGUCCUGAAGAAUUCAUGAAAUGUGUCCAUGUCGGACUUUUGUGCGUUCAAGAAGACGCGUUCGACCGGCCGACCAUGUCGGCUGUCAAUGUGAUGCUCAAAAUGGAUGCUGUAAUUCUCCAUCAACCUUUUAAACCCGCCUUCUCGGUCAGCGGAUUCACUCAUUGGUCCAAUGGAGGUGUUGAAGACAGUGAUUGUUCCGUUAAUCGCUUGACGGUUUCCACUGUGGCACCUCGGUGAGAAAAGUCUACCCUAGGAGAUAAACACGGUUCCUUGUACAAGUAUACUGCUUGGACAUGGUAACUUGUACACUAGUUAUUCGCUAAACAACCGAUUCUCAACCAUAAGCUGUUUAAUUAUGUGAGAUGACCAUCUCGGCUCGAGAGACAUCGACACGUCGAGGACGUUAUCAUUUUCCAACCUUCCUCGUUGAUUUUCAUGGCUCUUGAGCCGGAAAUAAAAGCUCCUAAUAUGAAUCCAUGUUCUUCCUCA